Messenger RNA from Megalobrama amblycephala (Wuchang bream), 4971 nucleotides. RefSeq names its product MAX network transcriptional repressor b (gene mntb). Gene Ontology annotation, biological process: regulation of transcription by RNA polymerase II. Bases 887 to 2593 code for a protein of 568 amino acids. Lineage: Eukaryota; Metazoa; Chordata; Actinopteri; Cypriniformes; Xenocyprididae. Gene Ontology annotation, molecular function: protein dimerization activity; DNA-binding transcription factor activity, RNA polymerase II-specific; RNA polymerase II cis-regulatory region sequence-specific DNA binding. The transcript has 6 exons. The record is from RefSeq and is a predicted model, not a curated record.
CAUAGAUCUACAGGAUAAAUUAGAUACGUAUGAACUGUUUGGGAUUUGCCCAGCAGAUUGCAUUUUCAUACCGGCACACUUCAAGAUAAAUAACUAGAGUAACAUUUCCUUGAGAGAAAAAAAAAACGUAUUAUAAGCAUUGCGAAUAAGAGCUCUGUAUCAGUCGUCAUGUUCACGGGUUUCCACUGUUUGUACUAGGGUGCAGUCUUCGUGACUAGGGCAUAUUUCGCUCACUCGGUUUCCGGGUUAAAUCCAUGCUAUAUUUAGUGUGCUACUAUACUCGCUCAGUAGCUCUGCGGUGGGUGGGUACAUAUACCCCAGUACACGGGGCGUCGUUUUUUUUUUGUCUGAUACAAUAAGUUAAACAUUUUUGCUUAAUGUAUAUUGGUUGGGGUAGAAUUUCUAAAUUUAUUGCAACCAAUUUUGCCCGCUAAUUAAAACAGGUUAGCUAAAAGUAGCGAACGUCGUGUUCUUAUCCGUUGGGCGGUGGCAACAGACCAAAGGUUUUUUUUUUUUUUUUUUUUUUUUUUACAUAAUGACAUUGCCGAGCGGUUAUCUCAUGACUUUCAAGACCAACCUACUUUUCCCUUUACACUUCCUUGUGACCAAACUCUUUUUGCUUGUUGUCGGAAAACUAUAUGCCAAAUUCCAUAAAGCAGGCGAUAUAUGAUUAUAAUCGCGAUGUAUUUAUCGCUUUAAACAGAGUGGGGGCUUUUUGUUUCAUUCUCGAGGUGACGUGUCAGUAAAUCCACACCCACAGCAAAUACCGCGUGCUGUAAGACCGCCUUCUUCAACCACGUGCGCGCCAGACAGCCCCCCCCUCCCCAGGUCACAACUGGGGAGAAAAUAGGGCAACGCCACCCUCUCUCAAUGCAGAAGUUAUAUAAUGUGCAUUUUACAUGCAUAUCCAAAGGAGGAGCAGAGAGAGAAGGCCCUGCUGUCCCGUGAGGCUGAGCAGAAGCUCUCCGCCCCCAUUAUCCAGUCUGUCCAAGUCAACCAUGUGACCUGGGCAGAAGACAUGCGGCUUGAGUCGCACCGCCACCACCAGCACCACCCUCCAGUCCCGCCCCCUCCCCUCCCAGCACCUGUUCCCAUAGCUGUCAUUCCCAUCCCGGUGGUCCCUGCCAAACCUGCAGCCCCUCCCAUUCAGACUGCUUCGUCCCUUCACACAGCCUCCCCAAUGCCAGUGGUCACAUCCUUGGCCACAGCCUUGUCCCCACCAGCAGCCCCUCUCCUCAGCCCCAAUGGCAAGGAUGCCCACUCAUCUCCGCAGCAGCAACAUCGUCACUUGAUUGCACAUGUAAAAACAGAAAUUAACAGCUUGCCUCCUUCGAAUAACGGUCCCAAACAGCAACAACCACAACAGACGCAGACACUGCUGCAGCCGUAUCCAGCCCCCAUCAUCACAGCCCAGCACCCACCACAGCAACACGCCCUUCUGUCCCAGCCAGCACUACCCCAACCUCAGCCCACGCCAGCCCAGGUUCAGGCAGGCCAAUCACCCAGACCUAAUGGAGCCACUGUGGAAGAUCCACGCAACCUGGACGGGAAAAGGAGACCUGGAGGAGCUGGAACUCGAGAAGUUCACAACAAGCUGGAAAAGAACAGACGAGCACAUCUAAAAGAAUGUUUUGAAACCCUCAAGAGGAACGUUCCUAAUGUGGAUGAAAAGAAAACUUCCAAUUUGAGUGUCCUAAGGAGUGCCCUCCGCUACAUCCAGACAUUGAAGCGGAAAGAAAAGGAGUAUGAGCACGAGAUGGAGCGCUUGGCGCGGGAGAAGAUCGCCACUCAGCAGAGACUCGCGGAGCUGAAGAAUGAGUUGAGCCAGUGUAUAGACAUCAUGGAGAUUGACAGGAUACUCCGACAAACUGUCCAACCCGAAGAUGAUCAGGCCUCCACAUCAACAGCAUCAGAGGGUGAAGACGACUUCGACCAAGACGUAGAAGAUGACAUCCUCUCCUCCCCACCCUCGUCUUCUGUGCCCAAACUGCCAGCACCGGCACUGUCGGAGCCCCGCGUUGCCAUGCCUCCACCCUCCAUCCUCCCUACGCACAUUUCCAUACAACACAAACCCACCACCCCACCCUCUGCUCCGCCCAGCCAACCACAGCCAGCGGUGGUCACCCCUCAAGCCAUCGCCCCUGCACCACCUUCCCACAUCAUCUCCCCUCCUCAGCCAACAGUCAUCACCCAUGCCUCUGUUUCCCAUGCGUCUGUCAUCCAGGCCGUAAAUCACGUCAUCACAGCUGGGCCUAAACAUCUGGCGCAUAUUGCGCCCUCUAGUGCCGGCCAGCCAAUUGGACACAUCACAGUGCAUCCCGUGGCCCACCUCCCUGCAGCCAUUUACCCGCAGUCAGUGGCCGUAUCGCAACCUGCAAUGGUGGGUCACAUCACGCACACAUUGGCACACCACCCGCACACUCACACCCAAGUUAACGGCACACCUGUCACAGGCCAGCAGGCCACCAUGGUGGGAAAACCCACAGCCGUGGUCGCUCACCAUCACACUGGGCUGGUGGGCCAGACGGUGCUUAAUCCAGUGACUAUGGUAACUGUUCCUCCUUUUCCUGUCAGCACACUAAAGCUGGCCUGAGAGAAAAGAGAGGGUGUGCAGAAAGACUUAAAUGAAAGGAGGUCUCACAUAAGCGAGAGCAAGAUAGAUGGUGAUCUAGUCGCUAAAAGAACGACUAGAUCCCAGUCAGAAAUUCACUACUGUUGCUCAUACACGCUGGGACCUUGUCAGGAUCGGAGCGUGUCCUAGAAGGUGCUUGCGUGUCUUUUGCCAUGCAGCGUUGGAAUGAAAUACAUGUAAUGCACUUGUUUAACUAAAUUCAAAGAAAUUGGGUGUCAGUCUUUAGUAAUGUGAGAGUGGAGUGCUAAAACAAAUCAAUUCUUUCUUCUCUUUAUCUCUAUCCUUUUUCUGUAUGCAAAUUCUCAUGCUUUACAUUCAUUCACCAAAAAAAAAAUUCACAACGUUAAUCAAAAAACGAGUGCUUAAAGGUCAAUACUGGAAGCAUGAGGAGAAAAAUAAACGUUUACUGUGUAACCAUAUUUUUAGGGGCUUUGAAACUUUUCAAACGGGGCUUUUGAAUAAAAACAGGUACAUUCAAAAUCAGAUUCCUCAAAGUGACUUUUUGUGAGCAAAUAUAAGUGCCUAAGCCCCAAUUCAAGCCCAUUGGCGCCACCUGCUGUCUACGCAAUGUAACAAUAUUGCUGAAUAUGAAGCGCAAGCGCACAAGACUGCCAUGAUCUGACCUAGUCGCAUACAUCUGCUGGCGCUCACGAGAGUCUUAAAAAUGUUGAGGCGAGACGAAUGGUUUAUAAAGAAACUCAACUAAUAUACAGUUCAACAUCUGAGAAAGACCUGUAUGCAGACAUGUAUUUGAAAGUACAUUCAAGCAUUUAUAACUUCCAGCAAGUGCUUAUAUAUUUAACACAAUAACAAGUAAUACUUGAUUAACGUUUCAAACUAUUAAAAAUGUUACGUACGGCGUGUGACACCGCGUCAUGUCGGGCAUUUGCGUUUCUUUAAAGCAGCAGCAUUAUCAUGUUCUCGUGCUUGUAGCAACACGUUGUAAAACGUCAGAUUAAGUCUUAGAAUACGUUAACGUAAAUCAAUCUUGUCCGUCACACGUUCGUAGAUGGCUUAAUGCGCGCGAACUUGUCCAGUAUGGAUCGAUGCCGUUGUGUCCAUUCUACGCUCAUAGCUGCACGUCCAUUCUCAUUUUUAUGCGUGAUUUGUGUAAAUUGUCGUGAAGUAGGCGCUUGUUUAUAAGCAUCUUAGGAGGUUAAACGAGCUGUUUUCUGUUUCAAACAUUGACAUCAGGACAAAAAGCCCCUUUACCAAUAGCAGUGCGCUUCUUAAAGAUAUAGUUCACCCAAAAAUGAAAAUCCUGUCAUCAUUUACUGACUCUCAAAUUGUUCCAAAACCUAUGCGUUUCUUUCUUCUGCUGAACACAAAAGGAGGUAUUCUGAAGAAUGAUGUUAACCAUUGACCAAACAUAAGAUGGGCCUGUUGACUUCCAUAGUAUUUUUUCCCUUCUAUGGCUACAGUUAACUGUCUGUUUACCAACAUUUUUCAUAUAUUCUUUUGUGUUCAGCAGAAGAAAGAAACUCAUACAGGUUUGGAAGAACACAAGGGUGAGUAGAUGACAGAAUUUUCAUUUUUGGGUUAACUAUCCCUUUAAAGUCGGCCUGUCAUUCUCAGUGCACUCGUUUGGUUGAACCUGCACAAAGUUACCAUCUUACCGUUUCCCUAUGUAAACUUGAUGGUUUGCUGUUGAUGGUUUGGUACACCAUAUUGUUGCUUUAUACUGUCACUUUCAAACGGAACACUGUGAUUCCUGCUCUUAACAUCCUCUUCCUGCUGCAAAUGCCCCAAAUCCAAGGUUUGGAUUUUCUGUUGUACUUCCUUUUUCUUUUUGGGGGAUGUGAAGAUGAAAUGAUACAAUCUAUGCUUCACACUCAGUUAAAAGCAAACAAACAAAAAAACAAAAAAAAAUAGACUAAACUUUGUGAAAUUUAUUAGUGUGUUUUUGUUUUUCAUUUUUUUUAAUAUAUGUGUAUGGAUGUAUGUAUAUAUGUGAGGUAUAUGCACGCAUUCACAUAUAUGUGUAUGUAUUUUAGGAUUAUACUGAUGCCUGGUUUUGCAUGUAGAUUGCAGUUUUUGUUUGUUUGUUUGUUUAAAUGUUAAUCCCUCCCCUUAUUUCAUUUUUGGGACCAUGUUUCAUACUGUAUGAUGUGGACGGGACCGUUAGACCUCAUUCUACAUUGAUAUUAUAUAUAAAUAUAUGAAAAACUGCAUUUUCCCUAUGGAGAAAGUUUAAGUUAUAUAUCGCCUGUACAUUUUGGGCUGCAUUAAGAUCGAAUUGUCCACCAUGUUUAACUGAAAUAGUAAUAAAACUUAUUAAAUAUGCUAGAUUACUACAAAAAACAAUGACGAUUCAUAAUAAAUCUUAUGACAUUUACAAA